Paramacrobiotus metropolitanus is the source of this 6157-nucleotide messenger RNA. RefSeq lists its product as uncharacterized. The record is from RefSeq and is a predicted model, not a curated record. The coding region runs from base 163 to 1566 and encodes 467 amino acids. The transcript is spliced from 5 exons. NCBI's taxonomy places the organism in Eukaryota, Metazoa, Tardigrada, Eutardigrada, Parachela, Macrobiotidae.
CGGACUGUACAAGUUAGUUAUCUGGUAAUUCUGGUUUAUGCGACUGCGAUAUUUCUGAUAUCAUUCUGAGUUUCUAAAAGCCUGUAAUUUUCACUUUUUCAGGCGUUUGCGAUAAGCUUGCGUGCUGCUGGCUAGCAUUCCACCGGGACUACAAGCUCUCCAAUGGCAGAGACCAGUCGUGCAAACUGGAUCGAAGAUAAUGGCUUCCGUACACUGGAUGAUCUGCGCUUGGCUCCUCUGUCAGUCAGUAGUAAUUCGCCACCCACCCUUGUACCAGUGACGAGCCAGGAAAGACCCAAGAUCGCCAACUUCGAUGCGAGCACAUUCCGGGAGAAGCUCUUUCAACUGGUUCCUGUGUUCCAGCACAUUAGUUUAAAAGGAAUAGCCACUGUGGGGGACUUCUUGGUGGACGCGCUCUUAGACCGCACACCAGACACCAUCCAUCUGGUCUUAAUGCUGGAGAAAAGUACCGAGGAUUUCGGUGCAGCCGCCGUGUCCACAGCGCUGACCGAACGCGCUCGGGACUUCGUCGAAGAGCUGCUCCAGUUAACGGAUCCCGAGGAGGUAUCCGUGGCGCGCUGCCGGGGUGUGCACACCAUCGAAGCGCCAUGCCUGCCGUUCCCGGUGCGGUUGGCUUGCUAUGACAAUCUGACGGCGUGGUUCGAUACCACCGAUAUCAGCUGUGCUGAGAUCGCCUACUAUCGCCACGAAGUCGUCAUGUCGCAACGCGGUCUGGAUGGUCUACGGAACAUGCGUUUCGUCAUCGGACGGGAAUACUACAAAUCCCGCAGCAAGAUGCAGCGUAUUGUCCGGUACUUCCAGAUGGGAUUUGAUAUCGUAUUGGAGCAUUUAAAGAUGAACCACGUCACCGAGAUUCCGCGUCCGGUUGAUGGUACCGAUACUGUGCUCCCGCUUCCGUAUUUGACGAUAACGUUCGAGGGAACCGAAGGGAAUAAAAUUCUUGUCAAUACUCUCCGUCCUGCAGAUGAAGCAGAGGUUUACGCUAAUAUGGGUGUGGAUGACGCCGUUCCACUGGAAAACCAACAGAAAUAUUGGAUCGAACACAAUAUUUACUGGCUUAUCCACAAAAAAUACAGCGAUAUGGUGUUUUACGGAAAGGGCCGGAAUGUUCUGGAAUCUGAAGCGUUUUCGUUACAACUAGCCUUAACGCCGGAAAUCAUUGCUGAGUUUUAUGAGGUCUUGAGAAUGGAAUUGGUGGAACAGGCUGUACAGGGUGUUCGUAUUGAUCCGCUGGUGCUGCAGGAAUACAUUAUAGUGCGAAGCACCACUCAGAUUUGUCUGGGUCUGUUUGCGCACGUGGAGAUCCAAUGGAAUAAUUCACCGGAAUCGGGGGCGCUGUGGAUUUCGGAUGAGUUUGUUCCGCAGUUGCAGGUUUAUCUGGAUUGGUUGAUAGCAGAACAUGCCAGAGCAGCUCAGCGCUGCCUAAUCGAUUUUGCGGACCUGGUUAUGGAUGGAUCCAUCCAUUCCCUUGUAAGUGAGCGUCGUAACGAAUUUUCCACCAAAUCCCAGUGGUAUGGGCGUGUUUGGCGACUGCGGUUCUUUUAGGCCUACCGUGCUGGUCUUUCAAAGUGUUAAUCUUCGGUUAAUGAAAUCGUGUGAUAAGUAGAACUGCUUACAAAUUAUCAUAAAGUUAAUAUUAAUUUGCUCACUUGGACCGUAUUAGUUGGCCCACAAUGGGCCAAUGUCAAAACGACGGCGGAAUUUUCUGCCGGCGGAAAUUUUGUGCGGUCAAAACGCCGGCGGAAAUUCUCGUGGUCAAACUGCCGGCGGAAUUUCCUGAACAUGCAUUUUUUACGGAAAUCACAAAUUGAUACAAAACCAAGUUAUUGGUAAACUAAUUCAUGCAGUAAGUACAAGCUGGAAAUUCUAUGUACUGUAUUAAGUAUCUAUGUAUUCUGGUCAAACAUCCUUCUGCUACUGCAAGUUUCAAAACAUGUUUCAUCGUUCGGCAGAUAAACAGUCAGCAAUAACAAACGAGAACAACAACUUUGAAAAAGUAGAAAAAUUAAAAAAAGCACCAGCAAACCAAAAACACACUGAUGAAAGAACAUACGUACGUGCUCGAAGACCAAUCAGCCAAUCCUAACUGGGCCGCUAAACAGCUAACAAAAUAACAAAAAAAACACAGUGACAAAAGAACAUACAUGCCUUGAAUUCACCACUACUGCAGCUAGCGCCUAUACAGACUGUACAUAUAUGCGGCCCGAUAAGGAGGCUUAUAUCUAUAUUAAUAACGGCGCGCCCGAAUCUAUGUAAGGUACAUUUUUCUUCCAAAAUUGUUUUUAAAUAUGCACAGUAAAUGAAAUUAAAAAGUUACCAAAAUUCCGCCGGCGUUUUGCCACACAAAAUUUCCGCCGGCAGAAAAUUCCGCCGUCGUUUUGACCACACAAAAUUUCCGCCGGCAGAAAAUUCCGCCGUUAUGUUUCUAGAAGAUUUCAGCUAUCACGCAGUGAAUUCCCUAAUAAUGAUAUUCCAUUGACUGUUCAAUAAUGAUAUUCCAUUGACUGUUCAAUAAAAAAGUACACAGGAUUUUGAAAUCAAGCGGUCUUAAAAAUGAACUAUAGCGUGUGAAUCGGCAUCUACAGAGUACUUGUUGCUGUUCUGAGCAUUAAAAGCAUGCCUAAACGGUGAUCGACAGACAUACUGUAUUGAAGUCAAAUGCAAUACUAUAACUGAUUCACAGAAAAGUCGUAUAAUAAUAGUCUGCAUAAAAACCAGUGAACCGCACAUUUCAUUUCCAAUCCCAUUUAUCUGACGUUAUGAAUACAGUCGAUAUAAAUUCCCGCGACUCGGUAAUCAAAUGCGCUUGAGUCUUGUAAUUCACGGAUGGUGAUUUACAAAAUCUUUUAUAGCGAAUUCCCUAAGCGAUGGAUUUCCUUGUUGUCGAUAAUAUGCACUCCCGCCGGUUCGUUGCUGAUGGUGCUGGCAACCAUAGCUUUAGCGAGAAAUUCAAUGGGCACGGAUAUUGCGGUCGGAAACAUGCACGUCACUGGUUUAAUCAUGGCGACCAUCUAUAAAAUACUGAAUUGUGUCGGUAAAACGAGGCUGGAAGGGGAUGGAAAAUUAACUGUAAAGGAUCAUGCUUGACACCUUAUAGAUGAGUAUCUGUACUUCUACAGACACUGUAACUAUUAACGCCAUUUGGAAUGUCUUGACAAUACGUAAGAAGCGUACGUCUUGACAAUACGUAAUCUCGAAGCGCUCGUGGACGUUGGUGUUUCGCAUGAGCGCGGCCAAAUCAUUGCAAACCUACCACUUUCUCCAUGGGGCGCCGCUCUGCACGAUCCGUUAAUAAAAACCUGCGAAAUAAGAUUUUGUAGGGCGUAAUCAGGUUGUACCUAGAAGGUAUGAACUGGUGCAACAUACCCAGGUCGAUAAAUACUUGUGCGCUCAAAACCUAGUUCGCUGACUUCCCGAUCCGUUUGGCCCUUCAGAAAGAACAAGUAAGUUAACAGGGCUUCUUUAGAUGAAACACCCACGCCGUGGAAAAAUAUGCAACGAUUAUCUUUUGCACAAAUGUGUACCUUCACGCGGUUGUAAAGCAAAUGGCUGUUUUCGUCCACGCUUGCUGCAGAUAUCAGGUGGAAAUGCUUGGCACCGCCGAGUUUCGAUGCUUUGGCAACGCUCAGUGUGUAAUCGUGCUCGAUUUUUAUAAAACCUUCCUGAAAGAAAAAUGAUAUACACAGAUAAUACACACCCUCUAUACAUCAAGUCAUUAUCCGAGGUACAAACUACUUUAUUUUAGCACGUCUGACACCUUGUGGGCUGCCGGAAUUAUUUUGCGAAAUUACCACAAGCACGUUAUUCUGGUGUAAUGAGUAUAUUUUCAUUCUGCUGUGAAUGUUACAGAUCUGUUCACGAGCAUUACUUCAUUGCAUCGUGAGUUUUCCAUCCACAGAUUAAAAUUAAACUAGGAAAUUGCACUCGUUUUUUUAAGGCAUGCGUAAAAUUUUUUUUAAAUAACGCAGUAGCAUUGUUGCAACCGAUUAGCCGCACUUCCUCCUACCUUUCCUGAUUUGCCCCGGGUAGUUCCCAGACAGCUGUAACCCACAUCAAAUCCUUCGAAAUCCUUCUGGUGUACUUCAUCAAUUUUGUCGAAAUCGAUAAUGCGCUGCUCCUGAAAUUUUUAUUGCCCAUAUGUAAAAAUCUGCAAGGUAUGUUUCUUUAGAGCUUCAGUGAAAACCCGCUACGUUUCGCACAGAAAUUCGAGAGACUCAUGAUUGAGCAGAUACGUGAAUAAUUCUUUUCUUUCAAAAUUCUACAUAAUUAAUGGAACAAAAAAUUUUUCCAUCAGUAAACAUGGUUUUGAUAACCGAUCUUGCACAUCACUUACUGCGACACCGUAGUUUUAUGUGCAUGUGUACGGAAUUAAUAUGCGAAAUUAUAAGUAUUCACGUACGAUACGUAGGUACACACCUAUUACGAUCUCUGAAAAUUACACCUUACUGCUUUAUUAACACGUCUUUACACUUUUUUUGCACUUACAAGCUUUUUUAGUUCCUCAUCUUCAUACUCCAGUUUGCGCCUACUAAUCAGGACGAUCCGUGAGAAUGGCUUCAGUUUAAUGAGUUCCUUCAGCAGAGCCUUUCCGCUUUCCCCGCUCGCUCCCACAAUAAAACAGCUUUUAUUCAGCUGACGAAAAUUCUGCAGAAGAGCAUCCAUUUUGCGAUAUAUUUUUGAUUGCGAGGAAUCAAACUACAAAAAUACAGUCGGUAUGCAACGGAGAAAUAGAACAAAUUUUUCAAGAUGCGCGAUCGAUAUCCCAGCGCUGUAACAACAGCAAGUCAAGGUAUUAUGCAAUAGAUGGAGCUGCUAUCCAGUUUCCAGUCGGUUGUGUACCGGCGCUCUUACAAGCUGAUGUCAGCAGUAUUUGCCUGGUGAUGGCGGAUGUAAGGCGAGCGCUGAGCAGAUGUCGGUCAAUGUUGUACGAUGGGAUAUUGAUAACAGACAACCGGCAAAGAAAACAUAUCAAAACGUACGAUGCCGGCACACACUAAGAACACUCCAGAAGACCGGCAAUAUUUAUCUAGCGAUAAUGACACAGCUGAUUGUUAAGACCGUGUAAACAGAUGUAACCAGCGCAGCACUUUGCCAGCGUUUACUGAUAUUCAUUAUACUCCAGAGCACAGAUACCGUAACUCCAAAAUUUUACAUAUGUUUAGUGACGCUUUGUUUGAAAAAGCCAACGAAACACUUUACGAAGAGUUCUAGUUUUGUAGUUCUAGUUUCAUAGUUCAUAGAUCUAACUGCUGAGGCUAAGAUGAAACAAUAAACGUUUUAAGUACAUCUUCUUUACAGAAAAACUUGAAGCAUUCAUGAUACUGACGAGCUUUCAAGACAAUUACUCAUUGGUUUAUGGUUGUGAAUUCCAAUUGUGAUAACCGACAUUUCACUGCACAUACUAAUAGGAUUAGUACUUGUAGCCCGGUUGGCAGACGUUUUUGCCAUAGAUAAACUGCUGCACAUCUCGUCAUUCUCACAGUUGGAUUUAUUUUUAUUUUAUUGUGUCUGCAGUUAUUUACGAGCCUUGUUUUGUGGUUAAAUCAAUUGCGUAGAUCAUGGACAAGUUGAUCGUAUUGCUGCUUUGCUUAGGGGUCAUUAUACAAGUUGUUCUUUCUCUGGAAUGCUACUCAGGCAGCACCCCGACCGAAACCGUAACCUGUCGACGAGGCGAAGUGUGCUUCCGACGAAAAAAGCGAGGAGCUUUUAAACAUGGAUGUUCCGGGAAACCGAAGUUGAUGGGAUGUACAAUCGAGACGGACACCGAAAAAGACCUUUGUUAUUGCGACUGGGAUUUCUGUAAUCGCGAGAAAAUCUUGUACUCGCGCAAGCCUACCCAGUAAUUCCAUUUUUAAGUUGUCAAUACAAGCACUAACCGUAUUUUGCAGUAGCUACAGAGUGCAGAUACGUAUGCUUUACUUGUAUAAUACAUAGUACUAACGUUUGCUGUUAAUGAUGCAUUUUGUGUCUUUAUAAUAGAGGAAUUUUCUGUAUUUCUUGUGAGCAGUGGUUAAUUCUAAUAUCAACUUUUGCAUGACGUGAAUAAUACCGAGGAGAAGCGUGUGAUUAUUAAUUUUUAUAUGCUUACCUGUUUAUGUAUGCAAUGUGUGGUCGCAAGAAAAACUAGCCUACAUGG